This is a messenger RNA of Cucurbitaria berberidis CBS 394.84, 1692 nucleotides long. RefSeq lists its product as uncharacterized. Gene Ontology annotation, cellular component: transcription export complex 2. The record is from RefSeq and is a predicted model, not a curated record. Bases 1 to 1692 code for a protein of 563 amino acids. Gene Ontology annotation, molecular function: RNA binding; double-stranded DNA binding. The transcript is spliced from 2 exons. Gene Ontology annotation, biological process: transcription elongation by RNA polymerase II; poly(A)+ mRNA export from nucleus; post-transcriptional tethering of RNA polymerase II gene DNA at nuclear periphery. NCBI's taxonomy places the organism in Eukaryota, Fungi, Ascomycota, Dothideomycetes, Pleosporales, Cucurbitariaceae.
AUGUCGUUCUUUCAAAACCAGAACGAUGUGGAGACGCGCUUGUGCACGGCGGUCAAUGCCGCUAUCGAGGCCAGAAAUGCCGAUGAGCUGCAAGCGAUCGUACUUUUAGAGCCACCUUUUCCGCCAGACCACCAGGAGCUCAUUGGAUCAUUGCAACGAAAGUAUCCAGAAAACGACACUGCCUCGGAGCAACGGCUUGCGCAAUUGAUCAAGAGAGUGGUCACCGAGACAGAUGAGUCCCAAGAUGAAGAAGGAAGACCUGUGCAAUCAUGGAGCGCCAUGGUCACCUUUCUCGUCAGGUGGAUGACCUUUUUGCGAGAUAUGGACCCAACGAACUUUGUACAGCUCUUUCAGUUAUUGAGUGACCUUCAGCAACAAGCGAACAGUGCACUACAACAUCCUAUCAAAGGCAUAUUGAUGCUUCCGACUAUCAUGAACUAUGCGAAAGCGUUUGCGCGGAUAGCCGUGGGACUUGACAAGGAACCUGAGCUCAUUCAACACCUGAUUGCUGAUUCAGUCGAUGACGAGGGUAAAAGAGAGUCGCUUCCAGAAAAGGCCGCCAACACCGUUCGCCAGGCGUUCAUCAUCUGUCUGAAUGACCGAAAUACCGUGCCUGGGGGUAUUCGAGACGGUAAGCCUGAUGGUAAAAAGAUUGGAAUCUACAAGAUGGCGAACAUCUGUUUAAAGAUCCUCUUUCAAGCCGACAAACCAGAAAGCUGUGAGACUAUCUUCAGAAACAUAAUGAAUUCGUCACCACCACUACAUAUCUACCCAGCUGCAGAACGCAUCACGUACCUCUACUACCUCGGACGCUAUCGCUUCGCCAAUACAGACUUUUACGCAGCACAGCUAGUGCUACAAAAAGCUUACGAUGACUGUCUCCCCCAGUUCAUAAGGCAGCGUCGUUUAAUCCUCGUCUAUCUGGUUGCCGCCAACGUCAUUCUUGGACGGUUCCCCACCGAACAUGUCUACAAUCGCCCAGAAGCCAGUGGCUUUCGCGAAGUUUUCACUCCUAUCACACAGGCUAUUCGCAAAGGGGAUCUCGAAACCUUUCGUCGCAUCACAAAUCUUGACUUGACACACUCAAGCGCGGACUUCCUUUUUCACUACCGCAUCUUCUAUCAGAUCGGAAAUUAUUGCGAAGUCCUUGUGUGGCGUUCACUUAUUCGAAGAGUGUUUGUGCUAGGUGGAGCUCAGGGAGGGACAGCUCAAUCGGCCGCAGUUCUUGAUCUCACUGCAGUUCUUUGCAUAUUUCGCUUUCUUGAGGCCCGUGCCAAGAUCAAGAACGCCGCAAUGGCCGCCCAAGACCUUGGUCCUGGCCGUCGCAACUUUGGCCACAUAUUUCAAGACCACACAUCAACGACCAGGGACACGUACAUCGACCCGGAUUUUGCUGGGAUGGAACGGAUCGAACCGUACAACCACGAAAUUGACGCCCUCGAGAUUGAAUGUAUAUGCGGAAGCCUGAUUACACAAGGUCUAUUGAAUGCAUAUAUCAGCCCAAAGACGGCGAAGUUGGCUAUUUCGGGUGCGAGACGACCGGGCGGUUCAUUGAAACACGGGUUUCCGCAGCCGUGGCAGGUGAUCAAGGAGAAAAACAGUGAUGAUGUGCUCGGGUGGAAAAGAGAUAGCGGAAGUCAGGCACAGGGACAGGUUGUGAGGCUUUCAGGAGCUAGACCGGCUGGGUCGUAA